AUGGACGACGAACUCAUCACGCCCGUCUCGCCGACGCGCCACCAUGACCAUGUCAAUGUCGAUGUCGAUGCCGAGGCCGGCAAGCAGGCGACGCAGCUGGUCGCCGAGCUCGAGGCGGAGGGGCCGCUGCCGGCAAACAACUUCGCCUUCACCCCGUCGCAGUUGCACAGGCUGCUGAAGCAGAGGAGUCUUGCAGCUCUUGAGGCCUUUGGCGGGCUCAGCGGCCUUGUCCUGGGUCUGCGGACGGACAUUGGCGCGGGUCUCAGCGCUGACGAGGCCAAUCUCGAUGGCACAAUCACUUUCGACGAGGCCGUUGCCGCGGCUCGUGAGCAUCGUCAGCCGGUUCUCUCCCCCGUUGAGGAGCCGGUCGCUGUUCCAGGCUUGGCUUUCCCGAGAAGCGAAGCACAUCAUCAGUUCGUCGAUAGGAGACGCAUCUUUGGCGCCAACCGACUGCCUCGACGCCGGCAAAAGUCGUUUCUCAAGCUCAUGUGGAUUGCCUUCAACGACAAGCUCAUUAUCCUGCUUACCGUCUCGGCCUGUAUAUCCCUUGCCAUCGGCCUUUACCAGUCUCUCACAGCCGACGAGGACACAUCGAACAUCGAGUGGGUAGACGGGGUGACGGUGGUGGCCGCCAUCGUCGUCAUCGUCCUUGCCAGCGCCGCCACCGACUGGCAAAAGAACCACCGGUUCGAGAAGCUUAACGAGCGACAGCAGCAGCGUGAAGUGACGGUCCUCCGCUCCGGCAGGAUCCAGCAGAUUUCUAUAUACGAUGUCAUGGUGGGGGACGUCCUGCAUAUCGAGGCCGGCGAGGUCGUGGCCGCCGACGGUGUGCUGAUCGAGGGGUCCAGCUUAUACAUCGAUGAGUCGUCCAUCACGGGGGAGACUCAGCUGGUCCGCAAGACGGCUUCGACGGACCGCAGUCGCUCUCGAGCUGUCCAACCAGAUCCCUUCAUCUUCAGCGGCACCACAGUCUGUCGCGGCGUUGGCCGCUUUCUGGUCCUUUCAGUUGGAGAAUACUCGAACCACGGGAUGACGCUCAUGUCGUUGCGAGAGGACGUGGAGGAGACGCCUCUCCAGGCGAAACUGGGCAGGCUGGGUAAGCAGCUCAUCCUGUUUGGUGCCGUUGCUGGCGCCGUCUACUUUUUCAUCCUCUUUAUCCGGUUCCUCGUUCGACUUCCUCAGUACAAGCAUGCCCGGCCAACCCAGAAGGCCGAGGCCUUUCUUCAUAUCGUCAUGCUUGCCGUCACUAUCGUAGUCAUCACCGUUCCAGAGGGCCUGGCGCUCAACGUCACCAUCGCCCUUGCGUUUGCAACCACGAGAAUGCUCAAGGACCACAACCUCGUUCGUCUUAUUCGGUCGUGUGAGAUCAUGGGCAAUGCCACGUCCAUCUGCUCGGACAAAACAGGUACUCUGACCCAGAACAAGAUGGCCGUGGUUGCCGGCCGCGUCGGGCUUGAAAGCGGCUUCGAGGAGUUCGAGAUCCCCGUUACUGGUGCGAGCUCCAGUGGUUCCUCUUCGGUGGUGAAGCUUCCCUCGGCCAGGCAAUUCAUGUCGACCGUCUCUCCUCAAGUCGAGAGGUUGAUCAAGGAAAGCAUAGCCCUCAAUUCCACCGCCUUUGAGAGAGAUGACUCUGCAGGAGCCGAGUUCGUUGGAUCCAGCACCGAGACGGCUCUGCUCAAAUUUGGUCGAGAUCACUUGGGCAUGGGAAGGCUCGGGGAAGAACGAGCCAACACCCCGGUCGUUACCAUGCUUCCGUUUGAUUCUGCGCGGAAAUGGAUGGCCGUCUUGCUCAAGCUGCCCAACGGCAGAUACCGGCUGUUGGUUAAAGGAGCUGCUGAAAUAGUGUUUGAGUACUGUGCCUUUAUAGUGUCCGACCCGACGUACCAAGUCACCAUUGCCCGGCUCGAGGAACCGGACAGGGCGAGCUUUCGCAAAACGAUCCACGACUAUGCGGUCAACAUGCUUCGCCCGGUUGCUAUCAGCUUCCGCGACUUUGACGAGAACGAGGUAUUCGAGCACCCAGACGACGAUCCGGCCUCUAUCAACCUGGAAUGGCUAGCUUCGGGCAUGGUCUUCAUCGGCUUCUUUGGGAUUCGCGAUCCGCUUCGGCCGGAAGUCGUUGGCUCCGUCCGCAAGUGUCAAGAUGCCGGCGUCUUCGUGCGCAUGGUCACUGGCGACAACUUCCUCACUGCAAAGGCUAUAGCAGCAGAAUGUGGCAUAUACACCCCUGGCGGCGUUGCCAUGGACGGGGCAACUUUCAGGAGGCUGACGCCCUCACAGCGUGAUGCCAUCAUCCCCCGCCUGCAGGUGCUGGCGAGGUCCAGUCCCGAGGAUAAGCUGCUGCUCGUAACACGCCUGCGAGAGAUGAGGGAGACGGUGGCCGUCACUGGCGACGGAACAAAUGAUGCGCUUGCUCUCAAGGCGGCUGAUGUCGGCUUUGCCAUGGGUCUGCAGGGCACCGAGGUGGCCAAGGAAGCUGCUUCCAUCAUUCUUCUUGACGACAACUUUGCAUCCAUAGUCAGGGCCCUGAGCUGGGGCCGGACAGUCAACGAUGCCGUCAAGAAGUUUAUUCAGUUUCAAUUUACCAUCAACAUCACCGCAGGCAUCACCACAAUCAUAUCAGAACUCAUUGGUGAUUCGAUAUUCACCGUUGUACAGCUACUCUGGAUCAACCUCAUCAUGGACAUCUUCGCCUCUCUCGCGUUUGCUACCGACCAUCCCUCACCGGAUUUCCUGAUGCGGAAACCCGAGCCUCGCAAUACGCCGAUUGUGAGCAUCACCAUGUGGAAGAUGAUCGCCGGUCAAUCCAUUUACCAGCUGUUGGUUGUGUUUUUAGUGCACUAUGUGGGCUGGGAUCUAUUUAAUCCGGGCACUGAGCAUGAAAUCGAAAAGCUGCAGACGCUUGUGUUCAACAUUUAUGUUUGGAUGCAGUUCUUCAACCAGCACAACUGCCGGCGAGUGGACAACAAAUUAGAUAUCUGGUACCAAGGGAUUCUCAAGAAUCCGUGGUUCAUUGGCGUACAGCUUCUGACGAUCCUCGGCCAGUUCCUCAUCAUCUUUAAGGGAGGCGAAGCUUUUGAUACGAAGCCGUUGACGGGAGCUCAGUGGGGAUGGAGCCUCUUGUUUGGCAGCCUGACGAUUCCGCUCGGUGCCCUCAUCCGUCAAGUGCCUGAUGGGUUGGUCUUGGAGUUGUUCCGCCUCGUGAAGAAGCUCUUCCUUUUCAUCACUACUCCAAUUCGGAAUAUCUGGGCGUUGAUUUUUGCCAGAAGAGAAGCGAGGCCCGGUGAUGCCUCUCAAGAAGAGCUGGGAUCUGUAGACACCUCGGCCGUUUUAUCCAGCAACACUUUGGUCCACCAGAAGGACUCGUCGGCAAACCGAAUCACUUCAGACACCGAGUCACAACCUACCAUCAACGACAACGGAAGCAGUAGUGUACUUGAAAACUCUGCAACAGCUUCCAUGUCCGAAAAGAUGGAGAUUGACCUGCAAGCGCUGAUUGACGCCGCGAAACUGGGCCGACUGGCGGACAAGGAGAUGUUCGAGAUUCACCCACGCACGCUGAAGAACGAUCCAAUCCUCACACCACGGUCAGACUUGAACAUUCCGCCAAGUCAAGACCCGUAUAUCCUCCGAUACUUUAUCAGGACCAAGAGGGGCGAUGCCCGCGGCUCCAUCAGCAGAUCAUCGGUUCGCAGGCCUACGGUGCCUGCUCGGGCUACCUGGGUUGAGCCGAGGCGACCGGCUCCUGCUAGAACCAGACAGCAGCAGCAGCCGAAUCGACGGGACUGGAUCUCUUGGGAGGGGUUGCUCAGGUCGAAGAGGCGAUGA
Molecule: messenger RNA, 3828 nt
Organism: Trichoderma citrinoviride
Lineage: Eukaryota; Fungi; Ascomycota; Sordariomycetes; Hypocreales; Hypocreaceae
Product: cation transporting ATPase
Exons: 2
Coding region: 1-3828 (1275 amino acids)
Biological process (GO): calcium ion transmembrane transport; intracellular calcium ion homeostasis
Cellular component (GO): intracellular membrane-bounded organelle; membrane
Molecular function (GO): ATP hydrolysis activity; P-type calcium transporter activity; ATP binding
Source: RefSeq, a predicted model, not a curated record